Messenger RNA from Drosophila novamexicana, 1665 nucleotides. Its product is annotated as phospholipase B1, membrane-associated. The transcript is spliced from 5 exons. Gene Ontology annotation, molecular function: glycerophospholipase activity. Gene Ontology annotation, biological process: phospholipid metabolic process. The record is from RefSeq and is a predicted model, not a curated record. The coding region runs from base 307 to 1584 and encodes 425 amino acids. Lineage: Eukaryota; Metazoa; Arthropoda; Insecta; Diptera; Drosophilidae.
CUGGACGCGCUGCCUUCUGGGGCUACAAGUUUAUAAUAAAUACAAUUAAAUAGAAAUUAUCGCUCGCGACUUUUUGUAAUUGUGCAAUUCUUCAGCUAGUUGCAAGAUUUACCGGUUAAAGAAUUAAAAGAGAAUAUAUGUAAAUAUAUAGACAUUCAUUGUUGAUCAGCAAAUCGAUAGAGAAGAUUCAUUUCAAAGAUUCCUUUAUGCUAGAUGCUAAAAUUGGCCCAGACAAGCUGACUAAGCAUAAAGUGUAGUACGACGGAAAAGCAAAUCAAAACAAGCAUCGCAAAGCUGUAAAACACGAUGGGCAGGUCGUCAUUUAAGGAACUGUCACUCUGCCUGUUUGUGCUGCUGCUGGUGGGCUUGACGGGCCGUGUGACGUCACAGCGCACGUCAUUGGACGUGGCCUUUAGGAAUGCCUAUCGGCCACUGCGUCUACUGGGCCUGGCCUUCAGCGGGCGCUCCGGCGACGAGCCGGCGAACGUGCAACGCGUGCGCAAUGCGGGCAAAACUCAAAAGUCCAAUCCCCGCACGCGCGCCCUGCUGCAGUUCUGCGAUGCGGAACACGGACCUGGCCGACGCAGUGCGGAGCGUCCGUCCAGCGUGCAUCGGUUGCGACCCGGCGAUAUAGACAUUAUCGCUGGCAUGGGCGACUCUUUGACCGCGGGCAAUGGCGUUUUUGCCACCAAUCUGGGUCAUGUCACCGUCGAAAACCGUGGCGUGGUUUGGUCCAUUGGCGGACAAUACAAUUGGCGCAAGUAUCUAACCUUGCCCAACAUACUCAAGGAGUUCAAUCCCAAUCUCUAUGGCUAUUCGCUGAGGGAUGGCUUGUCCACAGAUCGUGCAUCGCGCUUCAAUGUGGCCGAGCUGGGCGCCAUGUCCCGGGACAUGCCCUACAUGGCCAAGGUGCUGGUGAAACGCAUGCAGCGGGAUCCGCAUGUGAACAUGACCCGCGACUGGAAGCUGGCCACCUUGUUUAUAGGCAACAAUGACUUCUGCUCCGACAUUUGCUUCUAUCCGCAGCCGGAGCUGACGAUUGCUGGGCACGAGCGGAAUAUGCUCAAGACCUAUCGCUAUCUGAGGGACAAUGUGCCACGCCUGCUGCUCAAUGUGGUGCCAGCGCCCAAUCUGCGUUUUCUAACCAAGCUGUCCGGCCUGCCGCCCAUUUGCAAGACCACCUUGCGCUUCGAGUGUCCGUGCCUGAUGGGCAAGAGCAAGGGGCACCUGGAUUACUACGAGGGCAUCAUGAAGCGCUGGAUAGCCAAGGACUAUGAGAUUGCCAACAGGGAGGAGUUCAAUACAGAGACGUUCACCAUCAAUGUGCAGCCUUUUUCUCAGUUUGACGACUUUCCGCGCACGCGUUCCGGCUUGACGGACACGCGCUUCUUCUCCGAGGAUUGCUUCCAUCUGAGCCAGCGCGGUCAGGCUUCCGCGGCCAACGCGAUCUGGAACAAUAUGCUGGAGAUGCCCGGCGAGAAGAGCGGCUUUAAUGUGAAUCUUUUUGAGAAGUUCAACUGCCCCAGCGAGAAGCGUCCAUUCCUGAUCACCCGAGAGAAUAGCCGCGCCGAUUUUGUCAUCUAGUCGACAACUGCCUUAUUAUAAAAUCCCAUUCCGACUGUGAUAUGUCUGUCGCCUUAGUCUCGACCAUACUUGUUUGUAGUA